This is a messenger RNA of Nerophis lumbriciformis (worm pipefish), 1889 nucleotides long. RefSeq lists its product as uncharacterized. Gene Ontology annotation, biological process: regulation of gene expression. The record is from RefSeq and is a predicted model, not a curated record. NCBI's taxonomy places the organism in Eukaryota, Metazoa, Chordata, Actinopteri, Syngnathiformes, Syngnathidae. Gene Ontology annotation, cellular component: nucleus.
AGCCGUGUAAUGUCGAGGAUGCUUUAGAAGAAGAAAAGCCGGAAGUUAGCAAGGCUUUCCAGACAGACGAGAGACGAACCGGACAACGACGACGAUCGAGUGCAAAUUGAGUAAAAAAAAACAAAAAAAACAUUGAAAAUGUUGAAAGAGUUGGUGAAGGAGCGACUAAUGGCGGCGGCUGAUGAAAUAUUCGCGCUGUUUGAAGUAACGAUAGCCUCGUACGAGAAGGAACUUUCUAGAACGAGACAGAAGGAGCGCCAUCGUCAACUGGAAGCAUAUAUUGAAGAUGUCCACCAGCUAUCUGGUGCUCCAGAAAGACGUCCCUCUUUGUCCACCUUGAAGCCGGAGGAUCCGCAGCCCCCCCACAUCAAAGAGGAGGAGGAGGAACAUUGGAUCACUCAAGAGGGAGAUUAUAUUCGAGCGCCGAAGGAAGCUGACCUCACCAAGAUGCCACUGACUGGUGUCUCUGUGAAGACGGAUGAAGACAAACCAACCGAGUCCUCACACCUUCAUCACAGUCCAAGUGAGGAGAACGGAGGGGCGGAGCCUUCAAGCAGCAGCUCAACACAACACAUGACACCCGAAACUGACGGAGACCACUUUGGAGCUCCACUAUCAGACACUGAGGACAUGUCACAAUCUAUGGAGGGUAAGGACUGGGACGACACCAAACAAUCUUUGAGCAGCGAUACAGACUGUGAAGGUGAUAUGACGACUCAAACUAACAAACGCUGUAAAAAAGAGGUGACUGGUACAAAAUCUUUGACGUGCUCAGAUUGUGCGAAGGUAUUUUCUCGUCUGAGUGUUUUUCUUCAACACAUGAGAAUACACACGGGAGAAAAACCCUUUCUUUGUUCAAUAUGUGGCGAAAGAUUUGCUCUGAUGUGGAAUAUGAAGGCGCACAUGAGAAUACACAAAAGGGAAAAACCCUUUAAAUGCUCAGUUUGUGGCCAAACAUUCGCCAUUAAGGCAAACAUGGUAUCACAUAUGAGAACGCACACGGGAGAAAAACCCUUUGUGUGCUUAGUUUGUGUUAAAACAUUUGCUCAUAAGGCAAAUUUGGUCUCGCACAUGAGAACGCACACGGGAGAAAAACCCUUCAUGUGCUCAUUUUGUGCCAAAACGUUCUCUCAUAAGGCGAAUAUGGUUACACACAUGAGAACUCACACCGGAGAAAAACCCUACAAAUGCUCAGUUUGUAGCGACUCAUUUGCUCAAGGGUCCGCUUUAAACAGACACUUGAGAAUACACACAGGAGAAAAACCCUUCCAAUGCUCGGUUUGCGUGAAAACGUUCUCGAGUAAGACAAACAUGCUAACACACAUGAAAACACACGCGAGCGAAAUGAUGCAUCUGCUCAAUGGUCCACUUUAAACGCUCACAGGUGGAAAACCAUUUAAAUGCUCUUUUUGUCGUAGUGUAUUUGCUUGCAAGUCCAUGUCGCAUUAGUCAGUGUUCUGAUGACUUCAAAGCUGAGCUGCAGAAGAGAGCCUCCCUAAUAUAUGAUAUACCGUAUUUUCCGCACCAUAAGCCGCCCUGGGUUAUAAGCCGCGCCUUCAAUGAACGGCAUAUUUCAAAACUUUGUCCACCUAUAAGCCGCCCCGUGUUGUAAGCCGCAUCUAACUGCGCUAAAGGAAUGUCAAAAAAACAGUCAGAUAGGUCAGUCAAACUUUAAUAAUAUAUUAAAAACCAGCGUGAUGUGGGCGCGCAUGGAGUCGUAUAUCAACAUGGACGGAGCUGCGUGAAAAAAGCCACCCGGCCUCUUCGCGUAAACUUACCUUAACCACUCGCUCAUCUUUUCUUCAUCCAUCCAUCCCUUCGAGUUAGCUUUUAUGAUGACGCCGGCUGGAAAGGUCUCUUUUGGCAAGGUCUUCCUUUUGAAUAUCACC